Panicum hallii is the source of this 2179-nucleotide messenger RNA. Its product is annotated as CBS domain-containing protein CBSCBSPB3-like. Gene Ontology annotation, molecular function: protein binding. The record is from RefSeq and is a predicted model, not a curated record. Bases 157 to 1740 code for a protein of 527 amino acids. The transcript is spliced from 14 exons. Lineage: Eukaryota; Viridiplantae; Streptophyta; Magnoliopsida; Poales; Poaceae.
UCCUCUCCUCUUGUCCUGUGCCGAAAUUUGAGUCUUGCCUUCGACUCCAUUUCAAACCCCCCGCCGCCUCCAUCGCCAAGCCCCCUGCUGCCGCCCCGCGUCCCUCCCAAGUCCCACUCCUCCUCCUCCGGGGAUCGCCGCAGCCUGCGGAGGGCGAUGGCUACUCGUUCCGCGUCUCGGCCCCGACGCCCGCUCCGCCACGCGCCUUCGCCGCCCCCUCCGGCCGUUGCGAACGGGAAGGCGGCGUCCAAGCCCAUGUCUCCUGUCCACCCAUCGUUGGACAGGACUGUGAAGAAGCUGCGGCUGACGCGGGCGCUCACCCUCCCGGAGGCCACCGCCGUGUCGGAGGCGUGCCGCAGGAUGGCGGCCAGGCGCGUCGACGCCGCCCUGCUCACCGACGCAAAUGGGAUGCUCUCGGGCAUCCUCACGGCCGAGGACAUUGCGGGAAGGGUCAUAGCUGAGGGUCUCAAGCCUGAAGAAACUAGUGUGGUGAAGGUGAUGACGCGGAACCCAGUUUUUGUUAUGUCCAAUUCAUCCGCCAUUGACGCACUGCAGAAGAUGGUUCAAGGUAAAUUUAGGCAUCUUCCUGUAGUGGAACGUGGUGAAGUCGUUGCCAUGUUGGACAUUACAAAGUUCCUUUAUGAUGCGAUUUCAAGGAUGGAGAUGGCUGCAGAACAAGGCAGUGCAAUAGCAGCUGCUAUGGAAGGGGUCGAGAGGCAAUGGGGAACUGACUUUCCAGGGCCACAUGCAUUCAUGGAAUCUCUUCGAGAACAGAUGUUCAAGCCUUCCUUGUCAACUAUCAUAACUGAAAAUAGAAGUGUUCCAGUGGUAUCUCCUUCUGAUCCGGUAACUCUAACCGCCAAAAAGAUGAGAGAACACCAAGUUAACUCGGUGGUUGUCAUGACAGGGAACAUGUUACUAGGAAUUUUCACUUCCAAGGAUCUGGUUUUGCGAGUAGUGGCACAGAAUUUACCCCCAGAGACAACUCUUGUAGAAAAGGCUAUGACUGCAAACCCAGAAUGUGCUACAUUGGACACAUCAAUCCUUGAUGCUCUACAUUCAAUGCAAGAUGGGAAAUUUCUGCAUAUUCCUGUUGUAGACAAAAAUGGACAGAUUAUUGCCUGUUUGGAUGCUCUACAGUUAACCCAUGCAACAAUCUCGAUGGUUGAGGGAGCCUCUGGAGCAAAUGAUGUGGCAAAUAGUAUGAUGCAGAAGUUCUGGGAUUCUGCUCUUGCCAUGCAUCCUGCAGAGGAAUUUGAUGCUCGUAGUGAUGAGUCUCGAGUAGUGGCAUCAGAAAGUGCUGAGGGGAAACAUAUACAUCCUCCUCAUGUUAACAGUUCGUUCUGUUUCAAAAUUGAGGAUAAAAAAGGGCGCACGCACAGAUUCAGUUGUGUUUCCGAAAGCUUAAAUGAGCUUGUGUCUGCUGUGGCGUACAGAUUAGGAACGGAUAAUGACAAGUCGACCAUUAAGCUUUUGUAUGACGAUGAUGAAGGUGAUAGAGUUGUCCUGACAACGGACAGUGACCUGACUGCAGCAAUUGAGCACGCCAAAUCAGCGGGGUGGAAGGUUCUGAGACUGCACAUGGACGAGGCCGAGGCCAGGACGGAAUCCGCCGUGUCGCGUGCGGAUCCAUCGACCGCGCAGCGAGGGCAGUCGGCUCUCCGGUUCGGCAUCGUGGCUGGCGCUGCUGCGCUCGUCGGCAUCGCCGUAAUCGUCUACCUGAAGCGCUCUCAGCUGUGACUCCAGACUUUAGGUGCUCACCUCCACACUGCACAGUACAGAUUAACGUACACUUGUGUGUCCACCACCAGUGAAACACAGCGGGCUGUUUACCGUAUACCGUAUACAUACAUGGAGAUACACUCGAGUCACACAACAACACAAGGGGUAUUUUUCUUUUCUCCUCCUCCACCCGUGUCAAGCAAGUACAAUAGAAGAAAAAUCUGAGGGUGCAAAUAGGAAUGUUGUUUUAAAAUAAUUUUACCCCUUUCCUACACCAUCCAUUUUUUGGUGCUUUGUGCAACAGGGUGUUUUAAAAUAAGCAAGUCAGGACACCAUGGCAUCUUUUGUGUACUACUACUCUGUAAGUAAGUGCAACAAAAAGAAGCUAGGCGUAUAUAUAUGUGGUGCUUUGUGUCUGGAAAUCUGAACGGAAAAUCGCCAUAGCUGCUGAUGUUUA